Molecule: messenger RNA, 3245 nt
Organism: Manihot esculenta (cassava)
Lineage: Eukaryota; Viridiplantae; Streptophyta; Magnoliopsida; Malpighiales; Euphorbiaceae
Product: leucine-rich repeat receptor-like tyrosine-protein kinase PXC3
Exons: 2
Coding region: 154-3051 (965 amino acids)
Biological process (GO): protein phosphorylation; hormone-mediated signaling pathway
Cellular component (GO): plasma membrane
Molecular function (GO): protein binding; ATP binding; protein kinase activity
Source: RefSeq, a predicted model, not a curated record
UCUCUCUCUCCAAAUCUAUCCUUUUUCUAUUCUCCUCAUCCUCUCUUCUUCUCUGCUCUCUUCACCUUCAUUCCUCUUCUGUCCCCUUGUUUCUUCCCACCUCAACUCAACCAAACAAAUCCUUUUUCCUUCUUUAUUAAUCAUUUUUUCUGUAUGCUUCCUUGUACUAGCCUAGCUCGAGCUAAGAUGAAAAGGUAUGUCUAUGGCACUGCCACUUCGGGGUUUUUGCCUUUGUCUGUGUCUUUCUUCUUCUUCUUGAUCUUUCCAUUGGGUUUCUCUUUGUCUUUGAACCAAACCUCCACCAUGAUAAAUCUCGCCCAGCACCUUAACAUCCCUGCUUUAUCAUGGGAUGUUGAGUUGCAGACAAACCCGUGUUUAUGGAAGGGGGUUCAUUGCAGCAGUGAUAAUUCUUCUGUAAUUGGUCUGUCCUUUAAUGGGUUUGGUCUUUCCUCUUCUGUGUUUUUGUCAUUUGUUUGCAAGAUUGAAUCUUUACAAUCCCUUGAUCUCUCUAACAACCAAUUGAGCUCAAUCCCAAUUCGAUUCAUCGAUGAUUGUGGAAGGAUCCCUGGUUUGAAGCUUUUGAAUUUUAGCAAAAAUGCGUUGGUUGGUCCUUUGCCUACUUUUCGUAGUUUUGCUGGGUUAGAAUCUUUGGACUUGUCUUUCAAUAAUCUGAGCGGUAGUAUUAGUUUGCAGUUCGGUGAAUUGCCUGCGCUAAGAAAGUUGUAUAUUAAUUUCAAUGGUUUCAGUGGUUCUGUUCCUGUAAACCUUGGAAAAUCCAUGGCGUUGGAGGAGCUGAAGCUUUCUGUGAAUUCUUUCCAAGGUGAAAUCCCCUUGGAAAUUUCGAAGUAUCAGAACUUGAGCCUCAUUGAUCUUAGUUCCAAUAAGCUUAAUGGGUCUAUUCCUGAGUCAAUUGGAAAUCUCACCAAGUUAAAGAUUUUGAUUUUGUCUUCCAAUAAUUUGGUUGGAGAAAUCCCCCACACCAUUGCAAAUAUCCCAACUCUGGUUCGAUUUGCAGCAAAUCAGAACGGUUUUGUGGGUAGAAUUCCUCCUGGAAUUACCAGACAUCUUAGGUUUUUUGAUGUUAGUUAUAAUAAGUUAAGAGGGUCUAUUCCAUCAGACCUUUUAUCACAGUCCAAUUUGCAGACUGUGGAUUUGUCUUAUAAUCUGUUGAAUGGUUCAAUACCUGAAAAUAUAUCAACAAGCCUGAUCAGACUGAGAUUGGGAAGCAACUCUCUCAAUGGGUUCGUUCCUUCUUCCUUCACAUCAGACCAUAAGUUGAUUUACUUGGAGCUGGACAACAAUAGCUUGACCGGUCUGAUACCGGUUCAGUUGGGUUAUUGCCAGAGUUUAGCACUAUUGAAUUUGGCUCAGAAUAAUCUUGAAAGUCAGUUGCCAAUGGAAUUGGGUAAUAUUAAUAGUCUUCAGGUUUUGAAACUUCAACUCAACAGGUUGUUUGGAGAAAUCCCUCCAUCAAUAUCUCGGUUACAAAAGCUGUCAACUCUCAAUAUCAGCUGGAAUUCUCUUACUGGUUUAAUACCUCCUUCGAUUUCAAACUUGCAAAGCCUUGCUCACUUGAACUUACAAGGCAACAAUCUUAAUGGUUCGAUACCUGACAGUAUCAGCAGCAUGGAUUCUUUGUUAGAACUCCAACUUGGAGAAAAUCAGCUCGGUGGAAGGAUUCCAAGGAUGCCAGAGAAGUUGCAGAUUGCUUUGAAUCUCAGCAGCAACCUCUUUCGAGGACGUAUUCCGAACACUCUUUCUCAACUGCAGGAUUUGGAACUUAUGGAUCUCUCAAACAAUAAUUUCACAGGUGAGAUUCCAGAGUUCCUCACUCAAUUGGGAUCUCUAACACAGUUGACACUCUCAAACAACCAGCUGACUGGAAUCAUCCCAGAAUUCAGACAAUGGGUUUCUGUCAAUACAAGUGGAAAUGUGGGUCUUAUCAAUGCUACAAAAACAAGCAAUUCUGCGAAGUCUCUGAACAAGAGGAAAUCAGUUGUUUUAGCAGUUGUUCUUGCUGUUGCAGCUGCUGCUCUUGCUGUUGGGGUGAGCGUAAUUGUUGCUGCGUCAUUCUCCAGAAGAUUUCUCAAGGUUAAUGAUCAGCAAUCACAGUCAGGGGAAGAUUUUCCACUCCCUCAGGUUCUGCAAGGAAAUCUGUUGACUACAAAUUCUAUUCAUAGAUCAAGAAUCGACUUCAUCAAAGCCAUGGAAGCAGUUACUGAUCCAUGGAACAUUGCGCUGAAGACUCGGUUUUCCACUUACUACAAAGCCACCAUGCCUUCUGGAGCAACCUACUUUGUCAAGAAGCUCAACUGGAGUGACAAGAUAUUCCAGUUGGGGAGCCAUGAUAAAUUUGAUAAGGAGCUUGAAGCUUUAGGGAAGCUGAACAAUUCAAAUGUCAUGACUCCAUUGGCAUAUGUAUUGACUGUCGAUAGCGCUUUUCUCUUCUACGAGCAUGCUCAGAAGGGUAGCCUUUUCGAUGUGCUUCAUGGUAAACAAGAAAACACAUUGGACUGGGGAAGCCGUUACAGUAUAGCAGUCGGAGUGGCUCAGGCUCUUACCUUUCUGCACGGACAUUCUUCUGGACCGAUCCUCCUUCUCGACCUUUCAAGCAGAAAUAUUUUGCUGAAGUCCCUAAAGGAGCCUCUCGUCGGAGACAUUGAACUCUGCAAAGUGAUUGAUCCCUCGAAGAGCACCGGUAGCCUUUCAACGGUUGCUGGUUCUGUUGGCUACAUUCCUCCUGAAUAUGCUUACACAAUGAGAGUAACAAUGGCAGGGAAUGUAUACAGCUUUGGAGUUGUUCUACUUGAACUUUUGACAGGAAAGCCAGCAGUUAGUGAGGGAACUGAAUUAGCCAAGUGGGUCUUAAACAACUCAAAGCAACAGGAUAAGUGGGAUCACAUCCUUGAUUUUAACAUCAGUGGAACUUCACAGGCAAUCAGAAGCCAAAUGCUUGCAAUACUUAAAAUUGCUCUCUGUUGUGUCAGUAUUUCAUCAGAAGCAAGGCCAAAGAUGAAGAGUGUGUUAAGGAUGAUCCUCCAUGCACGAUAAACUCCAACCUGAUGAAACAAAUCAGCCUGAUAGCACGCAUAGAUUGAUAAUCUCACUUUUGGUUUUCUCCAAUCACUAUAGAUAAUGGAAAAGCCUCUACAAAUUUUGCAGUUGUUUGCGGCCAACCUAAGAGUAAUUUGAAAUACAUCUGUAUAAAUAAUAUAUGGAUAGCAAGUUUGAGUAAUAUAAUUUCA